Messenger RNA from Xyrichtys novacula (pearly razorfish), 15364 nucleotides. The record is from the annotation of a GenBank genome assembly. NCBI's taxonomy places the organism in Eukaryota, Metazoa, Chordata, Actinopteri, Labriformes, Labridae.
AGUUUUGUUAAAAUAGUCUGAGCUUUUGCAGUCAAAGCCGACCCGCCGUACUUCCGGACUAGCUGUUGCUCCCUGGCUGGUUUGAGGCUUGACGCACCUCUCACCGCACCGCCCCCACCGCUCCAGCUGUUCUCACCGCUGUCCGCUGCUGCUGUUACACCGCUGCUCGCCGCUGCUGCUGCCGCCGCCGCCGCCAGCCCUCAUUUCCAAGGCAGCAGCGACCAUGACAGGCAUCGCAGCUGCUUCUUUCUUUUCAAACGCUUGCAAGUUCGGGGGCUGCGGACUUCACUUCGACUCUCUGGCCGAGCUCAUCGUGCACAUCGAGGAUAACCACAUCGGUAAGAGCCGAGAAGUCAUGAGCGCCGCCGCAGCUAGCAAUGGCCGAGGUUUGCAGCCAGCAGGAGUGGCUACGUUAGCAAGCUAGCAAGUUACUUCCUGCGUCUUGACAACCCUGUUGCUAGGUGUGGUGGCUGUUGAUGUUACUUUACUGAGAAUACAAUCCCUCUACUCCACCUGAAAUUCUCUAACGACGCUUUAUCAUAUAAAAUACCGCGUUGCUACCCGCGGGGCCACACCGACACACCGACAGGAAGACUUUCUUGACGCUCCACUGGGUCGCUGUGAAUCAAUGUUUGUAGUGUGAGGCCCACACGCAGCGCUGCCUCGGAAGCCCGUGAGCCAAUGAAGGCACACUGCUCGAAAACAGCCAGCUUCAAUUCACACGAUAACAAAGUUUAGUAUACCACUGACAGCGGAUACACUGUUUAACAUGCCAAUGUCUUAAACAUUUCAUUUAUUUUAAAGCGUCAAAAGUUUCAAAUCAGUUUUGAAAUGAAGGAAAAGCUUUUCACUGUGCUUGGUUUCAGUCAAUCAGUCCAGUUGUGAGGUUUUUGGCUUUGACAUGGUUGGUACAUAGCAUUUUGUUAAUCUGUCUGAAUUAUUUAUGACUGUGUCGGUGUCAUUUUUGAGGUGAUUUACUGCCAGUAGACAAAAAUAGACAGAGAUAUAGAAAAAUAACAAAAAGGGAAACCUAUUUUUAAAAUCAAAUAAUUUCAUGGAUUAAAUUUCAUUUAACAGAUGGUAGUCAUUAUAAAAAUGUUUUCUUAUUGAUGUUAUAUUGAUAUGUUUUGACAGAUUAUAUUAUCUUUAAGACAUUUUUUAACUAAUAACAUAAAAGUUAUACAAAAAUAGCCAGACUCAAAUCCUGUGGUAUCCUGUGGUAAUUUAAAAUAAUGUUAGAUGCAUUCUUAAAAAACAUGAUAAAAGCUGUAGAGCACACAAAGUGAUGAUAGCCAGUUAAAUAUACUACCCUCCUUUCUGUAUAUAAAAUCCUACCACUAUUAGCUAGCGCCACCUCUGGUUAAGAUAGGGUAACACAAUAACACAGUAAGGGCUUCCUGUUGGUAUAAGUCAAAAACACAUAUUUAACCCACUAUAAAUUGAAGUAUCCGGUAUUAGCAGUUAUGGAUAAAUCAAGAUGGGUUAAUAUGUGAGAAAAUUGUGUCAGAGUUUCAGAAAAACAUUUUUAAAGCAGCUUUAUGUUUACUGUCAAAGGCUUUCUUAGACUUUAUUCCCUUUAUUACUAUGGUAAAGGCCAAAGAGAUUCAUUUAUCACUUCAUAUUUGUUGUCUGCUUUAGUCCCAUUUACUUUAAUGUUAUGUCCAUGUAUUCUACUGAAGUACAUAAACCCAUAUUUUGAAAGGUAGCUGCUAAGGCUUAUCCUAUAUGCAUUGAACAUACAUACAAUGUAACAUUUUGCUGAAGCAUGAAUAUGUUUUAUUAAGUUGUAAUCCAAAAGGAGGCCACACCCCUUCCUUGUUUGACACUCUGUUAGCUCCUCCAUCUGUUUCCUAAUCUAAUAUUUCAGACUCUUGUGAUUGAAGCUGACAAGGCCCAGCUGUCUCUGUUGUUCUUGUUUGUUGCUUGACUGGCUUUAAUAUCCUCUGCCCUCUGAUUGUGUGCUGUGCAUGUGUCCAAGGUGUGAGCUUAGGGAAAAAAAUGCCUCUGAAUGACUUAUUGGGGAAUAAUGAGGCAAUUAGUUGGCUGAGAGUGGAAAAACUUUGUUGCCCCCCUCCUUUGUCCGCUGGCCGGUGCCCACUCUGAGAAGUGCGAAAUCUUGCGCGUUGUGCCAAGUGCCUGUGAAGCAUAAUUACAGACAGAGUGCUUGAUUUGGCCUGUCUUCCUCCUCAUCUGGUGGCCUGCUGCUUAAAGUACAUUCUCCAUUAUAAUUAGGCGCCUGGAAAACAAGCGCACAUUUUUGUCCUUGUUUCCCCACCCGGUCCGUGGGCUUGGUUUGUGGACAACAGGUGGCGCUGCUCUGCUGUUGGUGGAUAAAGCUGUCUUGAGGGGCUUGGUCUACACAGUAAAGGCUUAUGGUAUAUGUCAUUGGCCAAAUGUUUCUUGGCUCAUUUAACAGCACAUUGUUUUGUGUCAUAAUAAACAUCUCAAAGGGCCACACUAGUAUGAAUGUAAAACAUGUAAAAAUUUCAGUUUGAAUAAAACAUUCAAUAGUUCCUAAAAUUAAAAAAGGAAAACAAAACAAAACAAUAACCAUCCCACUUUGACUUUUCUGAGCAAUUGAGCCAAACUAUGAGAAUUGAGAUUUAAGAGAGAAACACUAUCAACUUUUCAGACACUGUCCAUGGCUCAUUUUGUUCCAAAUGAAAAAAAAAAACAUGCUACUCACUGGAGUGUGUACUCUGUCACUGAGCGACAAGGCUGCUGUGACAUAGAAGCAAACAGCAACCAUGUUAUUCAGACCUGUUAGUGUGUGUUUAUAUGUACUUCCAGGGUCUGAAGCACACAGGCUGACAAUAUGUGUGUUUGUUGCCAAAUCUUACUGAAGGCUCAUUUAGUACAUUUUUGUAUGAACCCCAUGCACAACCUGCCCGGAAGUAAUAAAUUUGGGGAGCAGUAAUUAGUUCCCCGAUCUGUGCACCUGGUGGGCCUAAUUCCACCUCACCAUCCCCCCGACACUGCAGCUCCUGUUCCUGUGUGGUGACUGCCACAUGAGGGGCUGCUGUACUUGUUGAAACCUUCCCCAUAGGAGAUAAUGUAAAGCUUGUGCGGCCAAACACAUCAUUGAGGUUAUAGUUUUAUGCAGAUCAAAAGCCAUUUUCUGCUUUAUUUUAGAAGAUUAUGUUCAGUUCUUAUUUAGAAAUGUUGAACAUGAGUUUUUCAGUCGAAAAAGUCCUUCAUUUUUUCAAUAAAUGGAUGCUUUCUGUGUAUUAUUAUGCAAUGCAAACCAUGCUUGAUUUCAUUUAAAAUAUAUCUCACAAGUCUUAUGACCAUGUGCACAAGCCUAAGAGCAUCUGGGCAACAUUAUUAAUUGAACUGUAUCAGGGAUCAUAACCUUGGUCUGCUCAGGAUUAAAGACACAUGACUCCAUGCUCUGACCGCUGACAGGUUUAUUUAGUUGUCUGUUGAAAAUGUUUCAGAAGAUAUAUAAUGUUAUUUAAAUCACAGUAGAUUACAAAGUAUUAAUGUUUAUUAACAAACAACGCUUUUCUGCUUCGCUUGCAUAUCAGUCCUCUUCUCCACACACACACACACACACACACACACACACUCAGCCUGCACAUCUUACAGUGGUGGCUGUCAAAGAUGUAGCAACUCAGUGAUACAAAAGUAAAAGUUCAGGAAAAACAUCAGCAGUCUGAGAGCAGAAGGAUCAGGUGUGUGUUAGUAACGUAGAGGAGACAGACUGAGCAUGGUAAAUGAAUCUGCCUCACUAAUGAGGGUUAAAAAGCUCAUGACUGCAUGGCUAAACAGUGUGGACCAAUAGGUUUGUAUUAUUAAAAAUCUAAACACAAAUAUAAACACAAAAUUAUGAGCCAAAGUCUUCCAGUUUUGAAAAUGAAGGCCAAAAGACUGUAUAAAACUUAAUGUCUUCAACUGUAGAUCAUCAAAGUCCCUGUAAAAGUAAAGCUUUGAUGCUGCAGUACUUUGCCCCUGCCAGUGUUUUACUACUGUAUAUCACAUUGCUGAAUAAACACACUUGAUGUAUCACUGAAAAAAAUUGAAGACCAUGAUAGUUUAGAAUUUUAAACCUGUAAUAUUGAACCAGUUGUUAGUGGUCAGACCAGCAUUGGCAAGUUGUGAGUUGUAGAAAACGUCCCUGUCAUAAUAGUGAUGAAUAAUCUCAACCUUAAUCCUGAUUUUAGAAAAAAAGAGCAGGGUUAUCAUUACAGCUGUGACCAUUUAGUCCGAGCUAACCCAUCCCAAUUCAGUUUAAGUGCAGUGGAUUGAAACUAGAGAUGCACAAAUGUACCCACUGAAAAUUGGUAUCAGCUGACUUUGAUAUUAUUCACAAAUAUUAUCUGUCUGUCUGCAAACAGAGUGCCAUGAUUUGUUAUCUUUUGUAUCACACCAAUAAUGCUGGUCAGCCAGUACAUCUUACUGCACACCAGGCAGAAGAAGUCCCCUGAUGGACUGAUCCUGAUUUGCUGUCAUGGUGUUGGUGGUUCGAGAGAAUUACAUGAUCUUAGAAAGAUAAGCAAAAUGCAGUUUUGAGGACAUGUUUCACUUACAUUUAUAGAUGAGAAACUACAAGCAACAACUAAUAUUGGUCUCGUAAGUGGUUUAAAAAAACAGGCAAAGAAUUACAAAAUGGUAAAAAAGAAAACAUCAGAAUUGAAUAUCGUCAAAAUUGUUCUUUUGAAUAUUGACACCAGAGUCACCCUGACGUCCCCAAAGGGUGCAUCCUUAAUUUAACCAAGUUUAGAAGCGUCGCUUGUGGGCUAUAAGAGUUUUGGCACUGAAUGUAGCUGCAGUUUAAACCUUGAUGGGAUCAUAUCAAAGAUGGUAAAUACUGUAUCAAGUCAUAAAACAUAAAAACAAAAUUGAUAAUGUAGAUUUUUUACAUUUUACAAUAAACCGAGAGCAGAAAUGUGAGACUAAUCUCAGAUAUGCGUGUACACAUUUUAGUUGCUGUCGGAUUUCGAUAUAUUUAUAAAACACCACUUUAGCCUCCUUUUGUUUUUUCACUAACCCACAAAGGCAGCUUACACAUGGAGCUUGACUCUGUUUCAUUUCCUCCUCAGAGGUCACAUCAUAAUGAAUUACCUGUGCCACCACUCCUGGUAAUGUCCCCUGCUGCUCACAGCCGCCAUAAACAUGUCACCAUAAUGCUCAGCACUCUGCUCUACCCCACAGUGCAUUUGGCCGUGAGGCUGGAUAGAGAGCCAGACGAUGGUGGAAAUGAGAGAGGAGGCUGUGCGUCUGGUGUGUGUGCAUGCGUGUGUGAGUUAGAGGGUCGUGGAGGGCACUCAGAAAGGGCAGUAGGCGUCACUUCCCCCAUUGCCUAAGGAAGGGUUGUUGUGUGAUCGUCCCUUGGUUUCCUGUUGCGGGUUGUCAGGGGCCCUAAUGAGAGCAUACAUGGCAUCAUGUUUUUUUGCACUCAUACACAGCAGCCACUGACUCAGUCAUUGUCCCACUCAGAUGUUGCUAUCAGUGCUUCAUGUAGAAAGUGAAAUAAGUGACACAUCAAAGAAAUUAUAUGCAAAGUUUUAGGGGAACUAAAUGUUUAGCCAAGAGUUGGUUGCACUUUCAUUUAUGUUUUAUCGCAUUUACUCAGACGACUUAUUUGACAGCUAAGCAGCUGAGUAUUUUAUUUAAGUGCAGAUCGAGAUGACAUUCUUUGCUGGUCAAUGUUUUAAACCCCUUCUGUUUUGCUUCUCUGCGUCUCACUUAUCCAACACCUGACUUUUCAUUUUGUACAUAAUCUGUCACUGUGUCUUAAAGGAAGUGAUUGUUUGCUCAGGAACAAGUGAUGGUGAGUAAAUUCCCUUCUUUGUUUCCCAGAAGGCCUCUAACAGUUGCCACCAAGGUGGACCACCUGUGUAGUUUGAUUAGAGAGGUUCUCAUCUCUACAUGAGGCGCCUUCAUCCCAGUUCUUGCCUGUUGGUGGCCCCCAAAAGAACAGCAGAGUCUGCGGGGGUCUGGCCCCUGCAGGCCCCCCCUCUCCCCGGUCCCCACCUGAAGUGUGUGUGAUUUACAGCGUGUGGGAAUAGAUUGAUCCGCUGCUGUGGGAGCAGUCUGUGAGCAGGCUGCCAUGCUGCUCUUUGAGGCUCAUUAGGGAUCUUGGGAGGGGUUUGGUGUGUACUCACGCACACACAUACCAACACACAGCGCUCAGAAUAGUCUCUGCACUGCCUCUGGCUUCAGGCAGGGGAAUAGUGCUGUUAUAAAUGUGUCUUUCCUACUUGGUGUUUCCAUGAGUUUGGCUGAAGUGUAAAGAGAGGUGUGCUGUCCCUCUCACUGGGGAUAGAUCCACUGUUAAUGAAACACUUGCCUGAGACUCAGGCCCUAAGAGAAAAUUCCUGAGCUUCUGGUGCUGAGGGUCAAGAUGUUUUUUCAGCCUACCUGCCACUGACAUACAAUUCUGACACUUUUUUCUUUGUCAACCUACCUGCCUGGGUUAGAAGAUACAGGGUGUCUAUAAUCACCCUUGUCCUACUGUUUUCAGACGGCUGACUACUAUUAGACCCUCUGUGUCUUAUGUGCACUGAGAUUGGUUUGAGUUUAACUUUACUGGUCAAUAUAAACUUUCACCUUCUUCAUGACAGAGAGCUCAACCAGGACCUUAUCAUUACAAAACAGAGUGCAGCUUUCACUCUUCUUUGUCUGUGUGUACACAUAGUUCUGUGCUUUAAAGUCCCAUUCGGAUCGCCUUUUUUUUUCUACUUAAACUAUUCUCAGUGGUCUUUAAAAGUUUUCACCAAAAAUCGUGUUACCUGUGUCAUUUAUAAGGGCUUUUCGUCUGCAGAGCUCCAGUAGCUCAUUAGCAAUUCGCCUCUGAGUGGCGGGCAGAGACAGUGCUGCUCUGCACACUCGUCUUCACGUUAGCUUGCAGCCUAAAAUUGUCGGUGUAGUAGAAGUGGCAGGUAACAUAAGAGCUAUUCAGCUCUUCAGCUCACGAUAAAAGCUAAUAUAAUUAGCUUUCUUACAAGCAUUGCAAUUUGCUAAUGCACACACUUGCUCUGUGAUUGUCCUCUGUAUUUCUCCUCUAUAUGCAGAGUGUGGCCUGCAUAGCGGGGCUCCGGGGGCGGAGCUUGGAUUGGUUACGUAUGAAAUCUCAAAGUUUCUGAACCUGCCAUUUGGGCCAGUCAGAGAUUCACAGUGAAUUGAAUGAAGAAAUACUCAGAAAAGCAAUUUCGCACUUAGUUUUCUCAUGAUUUGUCAUGCAGCAUCAGAAAAAUGCCAUGUGAACAUAUAAAAAAACAAGAAAAACAUCGGAGUGGGUCUUUAAAUCUCCACCACACUUUUAGGUAUCUCUACAUUGCAGUCGGUGUAGAUCUCUUGUCAUUGCCUCAUGACUGGACAGGUGGGUGUGUUUUUAAUAAACAUCACUUUGAGAAUACUUGUACAAACUCAAAAUGCAUGCUCAUUAUACAGUAACAACCAGGCGAGGCAUAGACACUGAGGUGAUAUUAAAACGACACGUAGGAACACAAAAGUUAAUAAAUAUCAAAUGUUAAAUGGAUAUACUGUAUUCUGAUAUCGGGGACCAUACUUAUCAAAGCUUUUUCCAGGAUGGUCCACCUGAGGGAGAUGAAAAUGGUUUUAAGCUCUCCCACCCAUUACCAUAUAGAUAGACAAUACUCGCUCUGAAACACAUCGACUGCUAACAAAGUCCUGCAUUUGAGGCAUAACCUGCAACAAGUAAACAACCUGAACAUCAAUGCUAAAUUUACUGAAGAAGGAUUUACAUGUGAUCCCGCAACACGUAGUUCCAAUGUUGGGUGGCAACUGUUGGCGGGGAUGGAUAUAACCAGAGACUCAUAAUUUUUCUGCUUUCAGUGAUUCUGCCUUAGGUUUAGUCAGCAGUGCAAGCUGUGCUGAGAUAAACCAAGCACGAGGAGCAAUUUUUGAUGCCUGUUUUUCUCUUCGUGAUUAAUGUGUAUCAGAUGCAUCUCAGUUGUUAUCCCCACUAAGUGAAAAUGCCUCAUGCUGUUCCCAAAACACUGCCAAAAAUAAUUUCCCCUUUGGUCAGGGGUAUUUUAGUUCAAUACAAAUUAACUGAAGAGCCUGUUUUUUUUUUUACUUUGACAAAACUUUUUUUAAUUGCUAUAGCUGAGAAGAAAUCUGUUUGUAGGUGUUUGGUUCCGGUCUAACAAACAAACAGGAGUGUAAGGCCAUGUAAACCUGCUUUAGGUUGGCUGUAAACGAGAAUGACUCAGGCUUUUAUGACAGCCUGUCAUAGGUGUUGCUUACCCCUUUAAGCAGAAAUUCUUUAAUUACACUAUUUCCAUAUGUUUUGUAUCAUUGCCCCAGUCAUUGUGAAACUUUGUCAACAACAAGGACCGGGCUGUUUUCUCUUAUUUAACUUGCUGAGUAAGCAGAUUCAUUUAAUACUGCCUGUAGUCGUUGUGCCUUACCAAAGCACAUUUACAAUUUGAAUGCUACAAACAGCCUUAGGUGUUUGUGUUGUGUUGUGCCUAAAUGAGCUUGUGGAUGGAAACAAGCAUUAGUUUUAACCACAUGGGGGUAGCAGCCCUUCACAGCUCUGUCAGAGGCAGACAGGGAGGCUCAGCUGGGAAGUGGUCGACACUGUUGUUUUAUGGGGCAUCUCUCUUCUCCCACAUGGAUGGCAGAAAGAAGAGCGUUUGAAGUCAGGCCCGCUUCACCUCAGGGUGUGGAGAUUGGCUAUUGUUGUACAUUUAGCACCGCUCAGCGAGAUGAAUGUCUGGAGCGCAGCAUGGGGAAACACAGUAUGUGUCAAGUGUGGUCAUGUAUGAGCAAUGCGGUGUCUGCUGUGCAGAUUUACAAAGAAGGCCCUGGAAGUCCUCAAGAGGAGGCACUGGAGAUUUUACUUUGUCUUUGUGUAUUUUCAACAAAAACAUUACUAUAGUAGAAAAUGUUUGCAGUGUAAAGAGAAUUCAGCUCAUAUAACAAUCUAUAACCACUGGAAGAAAAGAAAUCAUGAAACCAGCAGCAGCUUGAACACUGUUAAGCUUUUCCAGAAACACUAAACUGACUGCAGCCCAUACAAUGGUACAUGACAACAUCUUUAAAUUGUAUAUAUGAAUUACAGAAUACCAUAGAUUUGGUGAAAUCCCCCCAAAAGCUUUUUUAACCUUAAAGUCAAACGAGCUUUCAUGCUUUUAGAAGGACCAACUCUUAAUGCCUACACCUGAUGUUUACCCAGUUCAGUCUGCCACUGCUUGCUAAUCAGGGACACUGACGGGGGAUCAUUUCGGAGGCAGGAGUGUACAUGUGUAAUCUUCCAUGAAAUUCAGAAGAUACAGAAACAGUUAAAUCCUCAUAGUGAAGAGAACGACCACUUAUGGGAUCAAUUAUAGACUGAUUGAUCUGCAUAAGGAUGUGAUCUGACAGGACUGACAGUCUUACUGACAAAGUCAAUAACAAUGAAAAGUAUCAGUGGUCAUGGUGCAGAAAGGGAUUUUUUCUAUUGUCUGUCCCAACCACUAAAAGCCAGACUCUAACAUUACUUUUGCUUACAAAGAUAAGAUGAAUUAUAUGCAAUUAAAAUAAAGAAAUUUAUUGCUCCCCAUAUGAAAUCUAUUAAGUACCCUAUCCUUGCACGUUUGCUCAGUAUUCGUGUUGUGCAAGGACUUUUCUACCACUGCAGAGACCUUGUUUCAUUCGCUUCCAGCUUGGCAACAACCUUCAUUGAAAACAGAUUAUUUUAGAGGUCAGUAAAGGAUCUUUGGCCCUGCACUGGUACCCUCUGGUUUGUCAAGAUGCAGAUCCAACCAGUGAUGCAAAGACUCCAGGGACCAAAGGGGCAGCUGGGCAUCACAGGUUGAAAAAAAUUGCAAAAUAUUAUGUCUCAUUAUGACUUCGUAUAACAAUGUUUACAUUUUUGUAAAGCUAUGAAAUUAGCUAUUGUUUUUUGGGGGGGUAAUGUUAUGUAUCCAAUUGUUGCACUGUGCGUCUCUGUCUCCUGCUCAGACACAGAUCCUCGUCUGCUGGAGAAGCAGGAGCAGCAGCAGCCGACGUACAUCGCUCUCAGUUAUAUUAACAGGUAAAGAAAUGCAACCAUUAUAGAGAGUGAAAGUGAUUGAGCUCAAUGACAAGUAAAUCUUCCUCUUAAAUUUAAAGUGACAACAACAUUGUUGCUGUUAGUCUUUUGCUCUGUGAAGGAUUGUCUUCUGAAGUCCUCUCCAUCACGGUGUCUUUCCAGCAUGCACUUAAGAGAGCUUUUACCGCAGAGGUUCUACCAGUAUCUCAAAUGUCAGCUGGUGGAUUGCUUCGAUAAACUGCCUUUGUAUUUGCUGGUUUUGUUUUAUUGCUGAAGGUUCAUCCAAGUCGUCUUUGAUAUGGUGCUGAAACUGUGAAGCAACAAGCAAGGGCUCAAGAAGCCGGCUUCUGUCUCUCUCUGCCUUCACAAACACAUCUUGAUGGAGUCAUAGCUUAAUUUGUUAAUUCCAUUUUAAUCAUGUCCAUGUAAACAUCUGAUUUUAUGAUUCACAUUUACCACAACUUUACUGUUUGUUAUAAACUCUGCUGUUUUUUUUGAUGUGAGUGGAGCUAGCAGUUCUCAUUUUUCCAAGCACAUUUUUCACAGUAGCGUACCUUCAAAUGCAGAGCUUCUGUGAGCAUUAGUGCAAACCCACAGGAGGAAGUUAUCCACUAUUUAUGUAAUUAAUUAAAAUACACUUUUGAUGUAACUUUCAUGUAAAGAUGACAAAGCCUGACCAGUCUGAUAUCCCCCGUUACCAGGUUCAUGACAGAUGCUGCACGACGUGAACACGAGGCUCUGAGGAAGAAGGUGCAGCCCAAGUUGUCUCUGUCUCUGACAGGCAGUCUGUCUCGCAGCAGUGUUUCCACCCCGACUCGUCACACCAGUGGGAACCUCACCCCUCCAGUGACCCCACCCAUUACCCCUUCCUCCUCCUUUCGCAGCAGUACGCCCACAGGUACAUCACCAUCAUGUAGAGACUCACUUCUCUGGUUUGAUGUCCAGUCAGUGUUUACUUACUUAGGCAAAGAGUGUGAGUCUUCCUUAGAACGAUUUUGAAGCUGCUUCCUUAUUCUUCUACCUUUUAUUUAAAUAUUCCAACUCCUGUUGAAAAUUACACCUCUAAGACAGUUGCUCCAUCUGGAUGCAUGUUGUUACGUAUUAUGUAAUGACUGGAUUUCCUCCGGGAUUAAAAAAAAUGGUUCUGAUUACCUAAUUUAUUGAAAUAUUUUGCUUUUGAACAGCUUUGCUCCCAGUGCACCUGCAUGAAAACAUUUUUCUGUUAGCAGGACAUCUAAUUAAACAAGUUUUUGAUAUAGCUCAUUUUAAAAUCAUAGAGACUGAGCAUCUUUCAUAUAGUGCUGCUGAUUUGCCUUAUUUACCACUGGGUACAUUACACAACCAAAAUAAGUUGGGGAUUUUUGUAAUCUUUUCCCAUGUGCUCUGACUUCUUUUCUAACAUUUGCAUUCUGAGUUCUGUCUCCUUUCUCGCUCUUGUGGUUCGUAACUCUUCUUGGAAUUACAUCUUUAACUAAUCUAUAAACGAUUGUUUAUUAUUGGCCACCAGACCUUAAUAAAAUGCAUAAAUUCUUUCCCACAGCUGACAUAUUUCAGUCUUUCCUGUAAUUUGCUGAAUGCUGUUCAUGAAGAGGAGAUGAUGGGAACCAAAGAGCAUGUCAAGAACGGCCCUAAUUUGUCUGCCUGAAGGCACAAAGGCCCGGACAUUAGUCACCAAGUAGAGGAGAAAGUAAAAUGGGAAUAAUUGUAUGUUGGUGGUGAUGCCUUGAGUCAGUUCGUUUUUGUCUUUUUCCCUGCCACAGGUAGCGAGUGUGAUGAGGAGGAGGUAGACUUUGAGGAGUCGGACAGUGAUGAGUCGUGGACCACAGAGAGCGCCAUCAGCUCUGAGUCUAUUCUCAGCUCCAUGUGCAUGAACGGGGGAGACGAGAAGCCUUUUGCCUGCCCUGUACCAGGCUGUAAAAAGAGAUACAAGGUAGGAGAGGACAAACGGUAGAUUCAGUAUAGUAUGGUGUAAAACAUGGGAUUUUUUUUUCUACACUCAAAUAGGAAUGUAAAAUCAAAAUGGAGUCCCUGCUGUUGACAACGGAAAAUUCUCCCUUGAGUUGAGCAUUACAGCAUGUCAACAUAGAUGCAUACAUCCAGUCCAUUCCAGUGAUGUGGAGUUUUACAGGAUUUUCCGUUCACAUCUGGUGUGUGUGGUUGGGAUAAAUUAUGUGCAGCUUGAGAAAAUUGCAUCGCUGACGUGAAUGACAGGGUUAUGGGCGAUGACUUAGUCUGAGGCAGCAGGCAGCAUUAGGCAUCUGUUCAGCGGCAGAACAAGACAGAUUUGUAACAUGAACACAUUUGAGUCCCCUACCAUGAUCUACAAACAACCUCUUUAGGUAUAUUUGCUUUGUUAUUGAUGUGUCCUUGUGUUAGCGUCAUUAUAUGUAAGAGGUAGAUGUGAAAAAACUCAGUAAAAGAUGAUUGGAUGUUACAUUUUUUUGUCUUUAUUACAGAAUGUGAAUGGGAUCAAGUAUCACGCCAAAAACGGCCAUCGAACCCAGAUAAGGGUACGCAAACCCUUCAAGUGCCGCUGUGGGAAAAGCUACAAAACAUCUCAGGGUCUCCGCCACCACACCAUCAACUUCCACCCGCCCAUCUCUACUGACCUUAUUAGGAAGAUGCAGCAGUAGAGACUGAGUGGGUGACCGGCGUUCUUCUUCUUCUUCUUCUUCUUCUUCUUCUUCUUCUUCUUCUUCUUCUUCUUCUUCAGGAAACUCCCCGACCAUCUGAUCUCCACCAUCACCAGCAACGGCUGUUUUCUCAUUCCUACUUCCCUCACCCUGAAACUCUUUCUCUUUCUUAAACCACUUUGUUAAGACACUAUUUUUGAUUGCAUGUUGUAAAUGUAUUAUUACUAUUAUUCAUUCUUUGUUUUAUUAAGAAUGUUAAAUUGUUGUGUUCUCCACAGUUUUGUAUUUUGCACAUUCAAGCUAUCAUUUAUGUGAUUUCUGUUGGUUCAUGCUGCUCACUGAUGAUGAGAGCAUGUUUUAUGACAGAAGUGGCCUCAUCGAGUCACAAGCAGCCUUGCAUGUACAGCAGGGUGUCCUGCUUCAAAGGCAGUAUGAAACAAAGGACUGAUUUUUUUUAAUGUAUUUAUUUUAUUUGUUUUAAAAGAAGGGCACAGUUAGUUGCCUCUGACUCAUCUUUUUAUACUGCAGGAGCAAAAAUCUGAAUGUCUACAAGGUAUAACAUAAGAAAUACAAGUUGGUAAUUUAAGUUCCCUUUUCAGUUCUCAUCUUCUGACAUUUACUUUCAUAUCACAGUUUUUGUUUCUCCUUCGUUUGAUCUGUUUUACUGCCUAUGUUUGUGUGAGCACCAAAGGAUGAUCUCAGGUGACAUUUGCAAAAGUAUUUCAGCUCCACAAACCUGCCCCAACUGUUUUGGUCAUGUUUCUGCAAGAUUGUGGAAACUGUCCAUCAUUGCUUUUGUUUUUUCUAGAAACGUUUCAGACUAUUUCAGAUGUUUCCCUCUUUAUUUUACCAUGAGGGAUUGAAGCACUUUUUGUGACUAGUUGCCAACAAUAUAGCAUUUCUUCGCCAAGAUCUUGUUUUUGGUGUAUGUACAGUGACUACCAAAACAAGGGUGACGGCCCACAGUGCAGAGGUUUGACAUGCACCCAGGGAUUGUGUAGACCAAACCUCCGGUGUGUGCAGUAUUUUAAGAUUUCUUUUAUGUACAGUAGAUGCCUUCAUUUGUAAAUCAUUCCAAUCAUACAGGAUUUUUUAUGGUGUCAUUAUGAAUGUUUCCAUAAAUACAGUUUGAGACAGACUUCACAAUUCAGAUUUCUGCAUUUUAUUAACUCCCUGGUCUCUUAAAUGGAAAGGAGUCAACAUUAACCAUGUAUUUAGCACAUUUUGUUUCUUGCAGUUUUGAUGUUUGGAAGACAGAAACCCAGCUCUGAUUUUGUGCCAUAAAAUAUAUCAGUUGAGGGUAUGUUUUACAUGAAAUCCCUGGUUGAUAAAACAAAACAGGAUCAGGAAUUUAACAAGCCAUCAGGUAACAUCCUCACUGCAUGUUUGUAUCAAGAAACUGCAGUCCAACCAAGAAUUGUGACAGUAUUGUUCUGCCAGUUUGGAGGAAAAGUGUUUGAUAUAGUGUACAGUGAAUGUAUUGUGAAGUGUUAAGUGCUUUAAAUUAUAUUUUCAUAUGUCUCUGGAGUUCAAAAUUAAAAGUAUAAUCUGUAUAAACAGGCAGACUCAAGGAUCGUUUGGAGAAAUGGUCGAUGUACUGUCUUUCUUCAAAAAGCUGCUUCAUGUCAACUUUUGUUACGUUGAAUAAAAAUUUCUGAUAUUUGUGACUGACAGACCCUGUUUGAUCAACUGUAUCAGGACACGAGUCGGUUUCAAACAGACUUUAUUGGUUUAUAGUAGGUACAUGGAACUCACUUAACAAAUGAGACGUUACUAUGAGUAAAAUAACUUAAUGCUUUAAAAGAGAGGAACAGAAAGAAGGAAGAUCAACAGAAGCUCAGCAUGCACUGAUUAGCUGAUGAUGUUAUGGUUCUUUAAGACACACACAAAAAAAAACAAUUAAAUAAUCAAAACCAAGGAAACCUAAUGAAACACAAACCUAUGUCAUACACAAAGAAUCAAGGCUUUUACAAUAUCAUUGGCUUUAAUUAUUCUAAAAUAGAUGAUCUGAUGAUAUACUGUAUAAUCACUGAAGGUUCUCCCUGACUGCAUACAGUGCACCAAGGCUGCUUUCUAUAAAGAAUGAGCAUAUGACGUGAACAAUGAUGUUUUAGAGGGGAACCAGCUGGUUGGAUGUCUUAAAUGUAAGUUUGGUAAACACGUAUCUCUUUCCCUGAUUCGUUACAUCCUGCAGUCUAACAGCUGAGUCAAUUUAAAGUCAGUAAAUGUUCUUAAAACAGUCUUAUCCACCUAAAAUUAGUCUUAUUAUUAUUCUUCGAUUGAAGGGAAAACUUUCACCUGUAAUAAAAAAGCUCUGAUCAAUAGACAGAUUCAGAGGCCCUGUCCAGUUCACCCAAUUAGAGUAUUUUUUUAAAAUCUCACAUCACUUCAAUGUUUUUCUCUAAGCUGAAGUAACAAAGCGAAAGUCGAUUUAGUCCUAAAGACUGAAUCUUCACACCAUUACAUGCAGAAAAGAGUGCAGAGAGAUUUAUUUCAGUGGCGACAGGAAGUAGGCAGAUCGGAUGUGCUGAUUUUUCCGGUUCUUUAGUCGAAGUUGAGCGGAUGGCCAUCAAAGUGAGUGAGCACAUGAUUCUCAAACACCUUCUGGUCACAGUCCAGCGGGAACUGCUCGCUGCACAUUGGGCAGAUUUUCCAGUGGCUCUCAACAUGCUCCUCGAAUUUGCUCUGGUCGUAGUUUGGUGGGAAGAUCACCUCGCAGAGCGGACAUCGCUUCAUGUCCAUGCUG